Molecule: messenger RNA, 880 nt
Organism: Musa acuminata subsp. malaccensis (wild Malaysian banana)
Lineage: Eukaryota; Viridiplantae; Streptophyta; Magnoliopsida; Zingiberales; Musaceae
Biological process (GO): negative regulation of transcription by RNA polymerase II
Molecular function (GO): transcription corepressor activity
Source: RefSeq, a predicted model, not a curated record
GCGAGCGAGCGAGCGAGAGAAACCCCUCCCUUCCCUCUUGCGGCCGACGGGCGGAUGGAGGAGAUCGAUGCGCGUCUGCGGCAAGAGAAGGUGAAGAAGUUCGAGGACUUCGUCGACCGCCGCCUGAAGCCCGACUUAGUUAAAGCCAUCGCUCAGCGAGAUAAGGUGUUCCAGCAACAGAAGGUCUUCUCCGAUUUGAAGACGAACAUUGAGAGCUUGGAGAAGAAUGGGGUGACCCGUCUUCGUUCCAUGGUCAAUCUUGGCUCCGAAGUCUACGUGCAAGCGGAUGUACCUGACACCCGCCGCAUAUUUGUAGAUAUAGGGUUGGGAUUUCAUGUUGAGUUCACUUGGUCGGAAGCACUUGAAUUCAUAUCAGUGAGGGAAGCAAGAUUAGCCAGACAAAUAGAUGAGUACACUCACCUGAUUGCAAACAUCAAAGCGCAGAUCAAGAUGGUAUGUGAAGGUAUUCGAGAGUUGCUUCAGAUACCAGCAGAAUGACAAGAUCAUCUCAACGCAUGACUGCUGCCGGUCCCGAGCUGCAUUAUUUUGCUUCUGCUGUUGACACAGUCACCUCCGUGGGGCAUGCCACAAGAUGGAGAUAUAAUUUUGGUCAAAUCUUGCAACCUCAAUCGAUACUGGAUUUCUGCUAGAUAUGUGAUUUGAAAAACCUGCAGGAACUGCUGACAUUGCCAGAACCAGCAUACCGCCUAUUAUUAUAGCCUCGAUAUUGCAUUGCGGUAGACUGGCCAUACUGAUCCAUCCACAUCCAUCAAACAUGGUGAUAUUGCUGUUGUUUCUUGCAUAUCAAACAGAGAUCUACUUACAUGAUCUUAUUUAGCUUUUAACAUGAUAAUAUGUCUAUGGCUGUUUGGUUUCUGAA